This is a messenger RNA of Cantharellus anzutake, 697 nucleotides long. RefSeq lists its product as uncharacterized. Lineage: Eukaryota; Fungi; Basidiomycota; Agaricomycetes; Cantharellales; Hydnaceae. The record is from RefSeq and is a predicted model, not a curated record. The transcript is spliced from 2 exons. The coding region runs from base 162 to 533 and encodes 123 amino acids.
UUUCGUCCGCAUCAUCAUUCUGAGAAGUGCUCAUUUUCUGUGACUUUUCGCCCCAAGUUCUCCUUCUGGUCGGUGGCGCUGACAACGGGGCAACUGAGGUCACGCUUCCGUCCGAGUCCAAUUCAAUUUUUUUAGCGCCUCAAGAUCCGACAAACUCGAAGAUGAUGGUGUCGGCUCCUGGUCUGAUCAGCCUUACCUCUAGGAUGCUUGGCGGUGUUGGUAUUUCCCCUCCCCCUGUUUGCGUAUACGCGUCGAACAUCUCGCGACGACUCCCUUAUUGGGCUGCCUUCAGGAUGGGCGCGGCACUGUCGCCAAUGAGCGACGGGUGUUCACGGAGAGCCAUUGGCGCAUAUCAAACAAGAGGCAUACAUUGCAGCUACGCGCGAACGUACCCCGUCGCUGGGAAGAAAUCUAUUGUGCCAUCGCCGCAAUCCUGGGUGUCACGCCUGCCAUCCAAUGUGCAACGGUACGCACUGCUCGCACGAAUGGACAAACCGAUAGGGACUUUGCUCCUUUUCUAUCCAUGCGUGUGAUGAAAUGUUCACCGAAAAAUGAACGUUACAGUGUGGUCUAUCCUGAUGGCGUCAUACGCGCAUCUGUCUCCGCCCACGGUCCCCUUGACAUACAUUGCCUUGUUUGGGACUGGUUCCUUAAUUAUGAGGAGUGCUGGCUGUACGAUUAACGAUAUGUGGGAUCG